Haemonchus placei is the source of this 645-nucleotide messenger RNA. NCBI's taxonomy places the organism in Eukaryota, Metazoa, Nematoda, Chromadorea, Rhabditida, Trichostrongylidae. The record is from the annotation of a GenBank genome assembly.
AUGGAGCGGUUGUAUCAAGAGACAUCAAGUCUGCUUCAACAGGCCCACUUCAGCAUGGGGAAGCUUGAACGUGCAAAGGAUGAACAAGAAGCCCAACAAAUCUCCCAAUAUAUCACUGAGCAGCUACGUGUUAUUGACCAGAACUGCGACCAACUCGUCAUUCUUGUGAAUAAAGAAGUCCCUGCUCGUCGUCAUAUCGUUCGGAUCAAGGUUGACCAGCUGAAAAGCGAUAGCCAGAGUGUUCAUUACGCUAUUUCGGCAAUCUUUUCAAGGCUCAGUGUUAAAUGGCGUGCAGCCAGCGAACGCGAGGAAUUACUGCAUCAAAGAUUUCGACCGAACGAAUCAACCUCGUUGUCAUUGGAAGAUCACGAGCUUCAGAUGAACGAUCGUUUGAGCUCCUCUAAUCGCCAGGUCGAUGAUUUGAUCAGUCAAGGAGUCGCUGUUCUCGAAAGCCUCCGCUCGCAACACAUGAGUCUUCGCGGAGUCCGACGGAAGAUUCUGGACAUUGGAGCUGCUCUCGGGUUAUCAAACACAACUUUGCAAAUGAUUGAUCGACGAGUGCGAGAAGACUGGAUGAUUUUUCUCGUUGGUUGUGUGGUAACGUUAAUCUUUAUGUAUGCAUUUUAUCGAUUUUGGAAAGGAUAA